Babesia ovata is the source of this 531-nucleotide messenger RNA. Its product is annotated as 28 kDa heat- and acid-stable phospho -like, putative. Lineage: Eukaryota; Apicomplexa; Aconoidasida; Piroplasmida; Babesiidae. The coding region runs from base 1 to 531 and encodes 176 amino acids. Gene Ontology annotation, cellular component: cytosol. The record is from RefSeq and is a predicted model, not a curated record. The transcript is spliced from 4 exons. Gene Ontology annotation, molecular function: RNA binding.
AUGCAACGCAAACGAGGCAGCUCCAAGAAGUACACUGCGAAGGGAAGGUCGCGCUACGUCGCUACUGAGGAGGAGAUCAUCGCAAGAAACGCUAAAGUUGAGGAGAGCGGGUCGGGUGAAGAGUUAACCGACGAGGAACCUGAGGAAUCGCAGCCUCAGGCGCUGAGGCCACCCAGGGGUAAUGAGGUAUGGCUGCAGAUUUUUGUUUUGACACAUUAUCAGCGCGAUAAGGAUGACGAGGACUCCUCGGAGGAGGAUUCGGGCGAGGAUAGCAGUUCGAGUGGAUUCGAGAUAUGCAACCCCAACCGAAAUGCGCGACCCAUUGAGAAGACCGGCGUUGUUGAACUGAGCCGGCGCGAACGUGAGGAGCUGCAGCGCCAGAAUUUCGAGAGGCAGAAGAUGACUCUUAUGGCGCAGGGGAAACUGAAAUCAGCUCAAGCCGACCUCGCACGCUUGGCGGAAAUUCGCAAGCAGCGAGAGGCAGCAAUGGCCCGAAAAAUGGAGCAAAUGUCGUUGAAAGGAAAGGAAUAG